AUGGAGGAAUUAGCAAAAAGCAAUGUUUCUAUAAUGAAGAUGUUUGAAAAGAAGGUGCAAGGAUUUAUUGGUGAAGUGGAAAAUAAUCACAUGGUCUGGUUACAGGAAAUCCAGGAAGAAGCUGUAAAGAUGUUUUGUAGACUGUCCAGGACUAGAACUGUAAGGCGUUCUUCUGUGAAAGUGUCAUCGUUGAACCUUAUAAAUGAAGAACUACAGAAAGAACCUCUUAAAGUGGAGGAUUUGGAGCAUUCCAAACCUUUUAAGGCAACUCUCAACAAAAACAAAGCUUCCAGUGUUACCAAGUCAUGUGCUAAGACUAUGUUGGAAAAGAAAGUUGUAGUUGAGAUCACUUUGAAUGAUUUUCUAUCUGCAGAAAUUCACCAGAAAAACAAAGACGUUCAUGAAACAAUAGGAAAUCCUGAGGAAAUGUGCCCAGAAGAUGUUAGCUCUGAUACAGAAAGAAGUACUUUCAAAUCUGCCCAUAAAAGUCACAGGCCUUCUGGACGGCGUUCCAUUGCAGGUCACAGAUCACUUCUCAGUAUACGCAAAAGCCUGACCCGAGAGUCUAUGCGUAGGGCAAGCCGGCGCUCUGUUCACAAGAAGGCUAUACUGGAGUCCUCCACCUCAAGUUCAAGAAACAGCAACGGCAAGGCUGAACAUUGUGCAGACCUCCUGAAAAGCUGCAAGCAAGCAGUAGCGGAGUUAAACAGUCAGGGAGAAGAUUGUCAGGCUGAACAGCCAGUCAGUCCAGUGAAGAAACCUCUCCCUGUUGUCAGUGUUCCUAAAAGCCACAGUGUAACAGUGAAACCUCACAUGAAGUCAUUGCUUCAUACUGUGCAAAAAAACCAGCUAUUGAUGUCUACCCCAAACUUACUAGGUCGAUCAACUUUUGUCAAAUCCUUCAUUAAACGCACUACCCCACUCAAAGUUGAUAUCAAGGAAAAAGAGCGACAAUUUCUUGAAAUGCUUAAAAAGAAAGAAGAUCAAGAAACAGAACAAAAAAAGAAAAUGGAAGAAGAAGAGAAACUGAAACUAGAAGAAGUGAAAAGGAAUCGCAAAGAGCUUUUAAAAAAGGUAACUGAGGCCCGUGAGCGAGAGGAGCAGAAAGAAGAAGCCAAAAAAAGGAAAAUUAAGCAAACGUUUGCCCAAGUGGAGGAAAAGAAUGACAAGUUAUUUUUACUUAGAUAUGUGAGGAAUGGAUUGCAGAGGAGAAAGGCUAAGUGCAAGCUUACUAACAAAAAAGUGUUAGAAGCAGAGAUUCAUUGUAAACAAGAGGAAGAUGCAAGGAGAAUAAAGAUUUUGCAGGCUGAAGAAGAGGAACGAAAACAUCAGGAGUUACUUCAGAAGAAGAGAGAGGAAGAGGAACAAGAGUGUCUAAAAAAAAUGGCUGAAGUUAAUAGACUUAAACAAGUAGAACAGGAGAGACAGCUUGCUGCAGAGAAAGAACUCCAAAGGAAGAGGGAGCAGAAGCGCAUUUGGAUUGAAUGGGAAGAACAACUUCUUCUUGAAAAAGAAAAGGCUGUACAGAUGGAGAUUGAGAAGGCAGCUAAAGAAAAGGCUUUAUUGGAGGCUGCCAAAGAGAAGGAGAGUCUACAAAAGGAGGCAGAUGAAAGAGAGAAAUUAAGGGCAAAACAGCAGCACAAGGCUAAUUUGGAAAAUGAACUCAAAGAAAACCUCAAGGAUGAGAAACUGGCAAAGAAAAAACCAGAUACCUCUAGCAGUCAUAAUACUUUGAACAUUACUGUUGAUUUAGAGAAGUCUCCUCAGUCAUAUGAAAUGACUCCCAAAGGAAGCAAUAAGACUAUUGCACGUUUAGAUCCCGAAAACUAUGGGAUGGAUCUAAACAGUGAUGAUUCAACUGAUGAUGAAAGUGCUCCAAGAAAACCUAUUCCAUCCUGGGCAAAAGGGCAAAAGCUAAACCAGGCAAUAAUGCAUCAUUACUAUAAUCCCCCUGAUACUGACAAACGCUAUGAUGAGAUAGAACCACCUAAUCUGGUGGAAAUUUUCAAUAAAAGUAAACCCCGAUACUUGAAAAGAACAAGCUCAGCUGAGUGGGACUCUCCACCAAUGAAGAGCAACCUCAACAAUGUUUCAAUCAAGUUCACCCAUUAGACAACCAUGGACUUGCUAUUCUUCCUUUUUCUUUAGUUUUAAUGUAGCUUCAUUUGUAUAUACUUUUGUGUGAUGUGUAUAUAUUUUUUUGUAGAAGUAGUAUAUUUUAUGUAAUCAGAUAAUGGGAAAAGAAUCUUAAACACAAUUGAAAUAAAGUGGUUUACAAGUUGUGGUGUUUAAGAGUUUUUUUGUGUGUUUUAAACCAUUUAUUUAUAAAAAUGAGUUAUUUACUGUUAUGCUUCAAGAAAAGUUAAUCUUUCAAUGUUGUAGUCAUAGCUGUACAAUUAAUUGUGGGCUGUAAUAUUUCAGAUUUAAUCACAGUCCAAAAAUAUACCCAAAGGUGCGAAUGUAAGACUGCACUAACAUUAAACUUUAUGAUGUUUGUAUAGAAUGAACAAGCUACUUUUUGUUUCCCCAAUACACAUCUUAAUAGGCCACUUAACUAGUGAGUGUAAAGUGACAAUUUAUUAACCCCAUCCUGAAGUUGCCUACAAAAAAGCUUAACACAU
Messenger RNA from Erpetoichthys calabaricus (reedfish), 2621 nucleotides. Its product is annotated as inner centromere protein A-like. The record is from RefSeq and is a predicted model, not a curated record. Gene Ontology annotation, biological process: positive regulation of protein serine/threonine kinase activity; meiotic spindle midzone assembly; metaphase chromosome alignment. Gene Ontology annotation, molecular function: protein serine/threonine kinase activator activity. Lineage: Eukaryota; Metazoa; Chordata; Cladistia; Polypteriformes; Polypteridae. Gene Ontology annotation, cellular component: nucleus; midbody; meiotic spindle midzone.